This is a messenger RNA of Trematomus bernacchii (emerald rockcod), 3266 nucleotides long. RefSeq names its product Ras and Rab interactor-like (gene rinl). Lineage: Eukaryota; Metazoa; Chordata; Actinopteri; Perciformes; Nototheniidae. Gene Ontology annotation, biological process: vesicle-mediated transport. The transcript has 12 exons. Gene Ontology annotation, cellular component: endocytic vesicle; cytosol. Gene Ontology annotation, molecular function: small GTPase binding; guanyl-nucleotide exchange factor activity. The coding region runs from base 756 to 3104 and encodes 782 amino acids. The record is from RefSeq and is a predicted model, not a curated record.
UGAGUGUUCUUGCCACGGAAACGUUGACCAAUCAGCAACACCUCUGAGUGCGGUUUCCUUUGAGGAGGGCCUGUUGGGCAGCAGGGGAACACACAUGCAUGUAAGUGAGGUAAAGUAGAGACAUGAAACCCCCUCUGUUCUCAGUCUUCUGUCUUUUAACAUCUCUAACGUUUGGAGUGUGUGCAUCUGUAUGUUCAUUCCUCCUGCUGCUGCUGCUGCUGCUGAUGCAAGAUAAAAGGACACAUAUCAUCUCAGAGUUGUGGUACUGCAUUGUCUCUCUGUUCUCAACCUGAUCUGAGCAGAUUGAAAAUAGGCACAUGUCGCUUUUUAGAGAGCAUGCAAUGUCUUUUCUCAGUUCACACACUGAGCCGGGUUAACCACAUGCUGACUUGAGGAGGGGAGGGAUGGUAAAAGUUCAGCUUGAGAACAGUUUCACAUGAUAUGAUGAUUGAAAGUGUGUUAAACGCCAGAAUGUGCAGCAGACAGAAGAACAAGGCCGCUGUCAGGCAGACUUCAUUUUGAAAUGUUCUUACACCAGGAGACGUCUUGACAAUGUGUUUCUGAGGAUGUGCGUUUCCUAUUUUGGCCCUGUUUGGUAUUUUUGAGCUCUUAAGCAACGUGUUGCACAAAGAGUCCGAGAGACAGAGAACAUUGCAACAUGUGGAGAAAUGUGUUAACACCGUAGAGAGGAGAGGAGACACGUGAACUAACUGAGCGACACAUACGGUGGUACAUGCACGUCAGCGUGUCCUCAGAUGUUUGCGUCCCGGGCGGCUCACGGUCGGGUUAACGGGACGACGGCCAUCCCGUGGAGGAGCAGCCGGAGGAAGCCGACCCUGCUGGAGCAGCUGAAGGGUUCAGAGUGCGCCUGGUGCCCCGCGGCCCCCUGGGAAAGAGAGGGGGCCCGGGCGGCUCUCUGUGGGACGCCUGCUGGGAGUUUCCUGGUUGUACGGGACUCCACGACAUCUGUUCCCAGCCUGCUGUGUGUGUCUGCAGGAGGAGACAAUAAUGAAGCAGUUAUUGAUUAUUGUAUCAAAAGCACAGGCACAGUCUUCCAGCUGUCUGAGUCUCGUCUUUCUUUCUCCGACUUGGCGCAGCUCGUGCUCUUCUACUCGCUGACCAGGGAUGUGUUGGCUUUCUGUCUCUCCAUUCCUCUCUGGAUGUACGGUGUGACAGAGAAGACCAGAGAUCUCUCUCAACUUGAACCUGAAACUUGGCUCUGCUCCCCGCCGGACCAACAGACUGAUGAGAUGACCCAGAGAGAGCCGAGCAACGUGAUGUGCUCCAUACAGCUGACUUCCACCAACGGGGCCUUGUGUAUCAUCAACCCUCUGUACCUGCGGGAACAUGGAGAUGAUUGGCUGACCAACAGGACGACUUCAGCUCAGAGCGCCACUCCAUCGCCCACCAAUUUUAGAAAAGAGCGCCGCCUCAGCUCCACCAGAGCAUGGGCAGGAGCCGGGUUACUGAGUAAAAGAGCCAUCUCCAUGGAGCAGGACUCUGCUGCCAUUACAGAGACCUCUGGUCUGACCAGAGCCUUGUCAGCUGAUUCUCCUCAUUGCCCCACGACAACAUCAGAAACUUCAGCAGGCGUUGUUCUCCGGAGGCCCAGCAGAGACGCUGACUCCUCCCCUGCUCCAUACAGAGUGAGUUCUGGGAGCCUCACCCCCUCCACCCCCUCCACCCCUGGGGGUUCGAACCGAGCGUCUCUGGAGCUGCCCCCCCACGGCAGCCCGGUGCCUCUGUCUCCCCACAGGGUGUCCUGGGUCGAGGAUGGAGUAUGGCUUCCUCUUCCCAGACCUUCCUCUCGGCUCCAUCCUCCAUCUCUGGAGCUCGACUCGCUCUCAAUCAGCAGCAUCGAGGAGGAGCAGGAGUACCAGAUCCCCAGCCCUGUUCCACACCACCAGUCUGCUCACCGAUUGGCCGACAAGGUCAUCCACCGUCUGUCGGCCGUGGGUCAGGCCCUCGGCGGAUUGGUCAGCCAGAAGAAGAGACUGACCAAUCGCGUGCAGGAGCUGAGCGAGAGGAAAGGCUCGGCGUUCGCAGAGGCCGUGAAAGGAUUUGUGGAAAUGACGCUGAAGAAAGCUGGUGAUCACGGCGGGGUCACGGGGUCAGAGUUCCUACAGGAAGUGAGGUCAUCGCUCAGCUCACUGAGGGAGACGCUGCUGGACUAUCCAGACAUCCUGGCACUGUUGGACAGCAUCACCGACCUAAAUGACUCAGAGAUCGACUCCCUGGUGGAGCUUUCCCUCCACAAAGUGGCUCUGAAGCCGGUCUCCGCUCACCUCUACUCCUGCAUUCACACGUCCCGGACCAACGACGGCAGCUUCGACCGUCUGCAGAGCAACAUGAGCGUUCUGGAGAAGAACGGGGUGGAGGAGCUGGGCGGGUCUGCGGGCGUUGGGGUUCCCGACUCUCUCACCCUGGAGAGGAUCCAGCAGAGGUGGACCAGUAUGCACGAGGCGUACUCCCCCAACAAGAAGGUCCAGAUCCUGCUGAAAGUCUGCAAGAGCAUCUAUCACAGCAUGAGUGCUAAUGCUAGCUCAGGCACAGCGUUCGGAGCAGAUGACUUCCUGCCCUGUCUCACCUGGGUUCUGCUCCGGAGCGAUGUGGUCACUUUACACCUGGACACGGACUACAUGAUGGAGCUGCUCGACCCCACACAGCUGCAGGGAGAGGGUGGCUACUACCUUACAACUCUAUACGCCUCUCUUUACUACAUCAGCAGCUUCAGGCCUCGAUUGGCCGCCCGUCAGCUGAGCGUCGAAGCGCAAAACUCUCUCAACCAAUGGCAUCGCAGGCGCACGCUCCACUGCAACCAAUCGCGGCGCAGCAGGAACCGACGGACCAUUCGCAGGCAGGCGUGUCGGGACAGAGGGUCGCAGAACUCUGAGACGGACACCGAGAGGAGAGAGGAGAGAAGUGGAGGAGACGGGGAGUCUUUUGAUAAUGACGAGGAGGAGACACAGCAGCAGACAGAACCUGAGGCUCUGCAGCCGCUGGAUGUGGAAACACACACUCCUUCAGACUGUAACCAGAGAGAUGAGAUCACGAGCAAACAGGAAGAGAGACAGAUGAUGUGUGGAGAAGAGGACCACAGAUGAUUGUAAUGGAGAAAAAAUUGAGAUGCAAUGAGCUGUUGGACACACGUUUAUUUGACCAUUUAGCCUUAAAGAGGCCCUAUUAUGCCACGUGGGGUCUAAUGGCGCAUUUCCACUACACGGCCUCGCUCGGCCUCGCUCGGUAUGGCUAGGCCUCGUUAGGAC